CGAAGUCAAGUCUGGCUGGCACAAACAACAACCAUUAUUAAUAAAAAUGAAAAGGAAAAAAAUUAAUUCCUAAAUUCCUUUGUAUUUUUAAGUUUUAUUAUUAACUCGAUCGAAGCCGAAUACAAAACCACUUUAGCUUCAAGUCAAAAGAAACUCCAAUCUGUCUCAGGACGCUUGCCUGAUCAUUCAUCGCGCCUUAUCCUGCGCACCCUUGGCCGGCUUUCUGCGUUUUAGAUCCCACCAACUACACUCCCUUUCUCCACUGAUUCAAGACGGUUAUCAUUUUAUCUGCAAAAUCUUCCAUUGUGUUUCUUCAAGGUUUGAAUCAUGGGCUGCUUUGGCUGCUGUGAAGAAGAUGACAUGCAUAAAGCUGCCGACAGUGGAGUUCCAUACCCUGUUAAAAGUUCAGCAGGUAACAUUGGAGGUUAUCAUGCAUCAGAAACGGCACCGAGGGGUUCUCAGGCUGUUAAAAUCCAGCCUAUUGAAGUCCCUUCCAUUUCAGUAGAUGAACUGAAGGAAGUUACAGAUAACUUUGGGACAAAUUCUCUGAUUGGAGAGGGUUCAUAUGGAAGAGUAUAUUAUGGGGUUCUUAAAAGUGGACAGGCUGCAGCAAUCAAAAAAUUAGAUGCGAGCAAACAGCCUGAUGAUGAGUUCUUGGCCCAGGUUUCGAUGGUAUCAAGGCUUAAGCAUGAAAAUUUUGUACAAUUGCUUGGGUAUUGUGUUGAUGGAGGUUCCCGUGUACUUGCAUAUGAAUUCGCAUCCAAUGGUUCUCUUCAUGAUAUUCUUCAUGGGAGGAAAGGUGUUAAAGGAGCACAACCUGGUCCUGUCCUUUCAUGGCAGCAGCGUGUGAAGAUUGCUGUUGGUGCUGCAAAAGGCCUUGAAUACUUGCAUGAAAAGGCUGAUCCUCAUAUUAUCCAUCGCGACAUUAAGUCCAGCAAUGUUCUAAUUUUUGAUGACGAUGUUGCCAAGAUUGCAGAUUUUGACUUGUCAAAUCAAGCUCCUGAUAUGGCAGCUCGUCUUCAUUCCACUCGUGUUCUAGGAACAUUCGGUUAUCAUGCCCCUGAAUAUGCAAUGACUGGACAGUUGAAUGCAAAAAGUGAUGUGUACAGCUUUGGUGUUGUUUUGCUCGAGCUUCUGACUGGGCGAAAACCUGUUGACCAUACUUUACCACGUGGGCAGCAAAGUCUGGUGACUUGGGCCACACCAAAACUUAGUGAGGACAAGGUACGGCAGUGUGUUGAUACAAGACUCCAAGGAGAUUUCCCAGCCAAGGCAGUUGCAAAGAUGGCUGCGGUUGCUGCCUUGUGUGUACAAUAUGAAGCAGACUUCCGGCCAAACAUGAGCAUUGUAGUUAAAGCUCUCCAGCCUCUCUUAAAUGCUAGGCCAGGACCUACUGGUGAUGCGCCAAGCAUAUGAUUUUCUCUCUCUCUCUCUCCCCCCACCUUCUCUCUUUCUCUCUCUACCUGUGUGUGUGCACAAUUGUGCACCCAUGCAAGUAUCCGAGACAUACCAAAGAGUUGUUACAGGAAGUGUUAGUAAAUUAUUUCGACAGCUCCUUAUGCACCCAUUAUUUUCUAUGUAUUUCAUUUGUUCAUAAUGUGUGAGGCUGUUUAUGCGUUGUAUUUUUUGGUUUAAUUUUCCUUGAAUUAUUCACGUUAUUAGGACAACUUUGUGUCUAUUAUCUCCUACAGAUGUGAAUGAAGAUAUGAUUUCCUCAUCCUACCUGUUAUAAACUGAAUGUUAAUACUUCGAUAAACUUCAGAUGAAUUAUGACGUGAUAAAUACCUUUUUUCGG
Molecule: messenger RNA, 1795 nt
Organism: Jatropha curcas
Lineage: Eukaryota; Viridiplantae; Streptophyta; Magnoliopsida; Malpighiales; Euphorbiaceae
Product: pto-interacting protein 1
Biological process (GO): protein phosphorylation
Molecular function (GO): ATP binding; protein kinase activity
Source: RefSeq, a predicted model, not a curated record